AUGACAUCGAUUCAUCACCGAAGCGACAGCCAGGUCAUGGCAUCUCUUUACUUAUACGACCCUUCACUGGCUGCCGCUUGCGUCUUCAUCGUCCUAUUUUCUUCAACUCUUACUGCUCACGCGAUUAUUCUUUACAAGAGACGAACGCGCUUCUUCAUUCCAUUCAUCGUCGGCAUUAUCUCCCAAACCCCGAACUGGCAGGUGAUGCCAUACGCACUGCAGUCUCUCAUGCUGCUUAUCGCUCCGUCUUUACUCGCAGCAUCCAUCUACGGCAUGUUAGGUCGCUUAAUUAUUCUAUCAAACGGCCAAGACUACAGCCCGGUCAAGCCGAAGAUUCUUACGAAGGUUUUCAUCACGAGUGAUGUCCUCUCCUUUCUGGUACAGAACGGAGGUGGGGGUAUUCUCACCAAUGCCAAGUCGCCGAGCAAGAUUCAACUGGGAGAAAACGUCAUCAUUGUUGGUCUUUUCAUCCAGCUCAUCGGCUUCGCUCUUUUCAUUGCUGUCACAGCGGUCUUUCAAUGGCGUAUUUCUCAAGAGAGAAGUCAGAGUCUGAGACACGCCGCCUCAUGGGAGAAGUUCCUGUGGAUCUUGUACGGUGUCAGUGCACUGGUCUUGAUCCGUUCACUUUUCCGCGUCAUUGAGUACAUCCAAGGCUAUGAUGGAUACUUGCAAACAACCGAGGUGUUCCUCUACGUCUUUGACGCGGCUCUUAUCUUUCUCGUCACUUUCAUACUAGCUGUGUUCCACCCCAGCAAGGUAAUGACCGUGGAUGAAGACGGAAACGUCAUUUCCGCUGAAGGAUCACAUGAAUUGAGAAGUUUCGUGCCAUUGGGAACCUCCAGCGCUCAGGAUUUAAGUGCAAGCUGGGCCCCCAAGAAUACUCAUGAGAGGGAGUAUGGUGGUCACUGA
Molecule: messenger RNA, 909 nt
Organism: Colletotrichum scovillei
Lineage: Eukaryota; Fungi; Ascomycota; Sordariomycetes; Glomerellales; Glomerellaceae
Exons: 3
Coding region: 1-909 (302 amino acids)
Cellular component (GO): membrane
Source: RefSeq, a predicted model, not a curated record